AUGCCCAAAUUCGUACCGCGACAGCGCAAACAUAAGGUCAUCGCCAGGGCAAAAGGAAAUGGCCGACAACCAGAAUUUGAAGUUGUGGACUCCAACGUAGUGGAGCACAUCCCCGCGGCGAAAUCAGAAUUGGAAGAAAAGAAGCUGCGCUUGAAAGAGGAGUUGAAGAAAGAGGGACAAAAAAUAAGCGGUAAAAAGGCUAAACGACUCGAGAAAUACAUCGACACGAAAUUGCGGAAAGACGAAAAUCGAGAACUCAUUGCGAAGUUAGCGCAUGCGACAACAGACACAAGCCUUUUUCAGAGCAGUCGAAAAUUGGGACAAGGUCGGGAGACAAAAAGGGAGCGUCUGGGUAGAGCUCUGAGGGACAAGCAGGCUGGUAUAGAUAUCGACGGGGACAAUGACGAGCUUCUGUUUGAGAAAAGAAUUGUGCGGGAAGUGGAGGACGAACCUUCCUCAGAUGAAAAUGAACCAGAGCAGGCCAGUGCUGGAGGACUCUUUCAGACUUCUCUCACGGCACAACUACCUGCCAAACAGUCCUAUGCUGUUGGUGGGGGUCUGAAGCGACCCUUGGAAGUUGGCGAUGACGGCCGACCUGUUUUGAAGAAGAGGAAGCGAAGAGGUGGUGUACAGUCGAAAGUACAGUUGAUGCCAGAUCCAGCACCGGAACCAGAGUGGGAGGGUUUUGAAUCGGCAUCUGAGGCUUCUAGUAAUACCGAUGAGAGUUCACAAUCUAGUGCAGAAGAGGACGAUUCAUCGGUAGAGGAGGAAGACGAAAUGCUGAGUGAGCAAGACGAAUCUAAGGUGGAUGAGGAUGUGAGCAAUAGCUCAGAAAGCAGUGGUGAUGAAGAGGAGGAGGAUGACUCGGAGGACUCAUCUGAAGAGAGUGAUGAUGGUGAAGGAACACCACAAAGACAGGAACGUUCGUCGGCGUUUAAGAGUUGGGCAAAUCAGCAAUUGAACGAGGCACUUGGUUAUGAGUCGGUGUCGAAUGUUCCGAAUGCGACAGAGACACCAAAAAUAGCGGGAUUCGAGCCUAGAGCCCUGGAGGAAGACCCAUUGCCUGUCGAAUUACAACCUACCACUAACCUUGGGAGGAAAGCGUUCAGUGUAUCAGUCGAACGGUCUCCAGAUAUCCAGACCGUUCGGCUUCAGCUGCCAGUAGUUGCAGAAGAACAGAAAAUCAUGGAAGCUGUACACAACAGCAAUCUUGUGGUCGUUUAUGGUGCGACUGGGUCUGGAAAAACGACCCAAGUUCCCCAGUUCUUGUUCGAAGCCGGUUACGGUUCUCUAGGCUCACCUACCCCCGGUAUGAUUGGUGUGACGCAGCCUCGAAGAGUUGCGGCGGUCAGUAUGGCUAAGCGAGUGGGCGACGAGAUGGGAAACCAAGGCAAAAAGGUUGCAUAUCAGAUUCGGUUCGAGGGAACUGUAAGCCAAGAUACCGCAAUCAAAUUCAUGACCGACGGUGUGCUACUAAGAGAGGUUGCGCAAGAUAUUGCUCUUCGCAAGUACUCGGCCAUAAUUAUUGACGAAGCGCAUGAGAGAAGCGUGAAUACGGAUAUUCUUAUUGGAAUGUUAAGUCGAGUCGUUAAAUUACGUCAGGAAAUGGCCCAGGAAGACCAGUCUACAAAGCCAUUGAAGCUCAUCAUCAUGUCUGCAACAUUAAGGAUCACCGAUUUCACAGAAAAUACAACACUCUUCUCGGAACCUCCGCCUGUUUUGCAAGCCGAAGGUCGUCAAUACCCAGUAACGACUCAUUUUUCCCGAAGAACAAAUCAUGAUUAUGUGGAAGAGGCUUUCCAAAAGAUCAGCAAAGGUCACAAGAAAUUACCACCGGGAGGAAUUCUUGUUUUCCUAACAGGUCAAAAUGAGAUCACUCAAUUGAGCAAGAAGCUCAAGGAGGCUUUUCGAAUGGGCCAUACUUCCACAGGACCUCAAGUCCGGAUAUCUGGAAAGGAUGCUCCGAUCGAGACGGAGGACAUUGACUUCGGUGACUUUGGCGAUGAUCGCAACGAUGAUUUCGAUGAAGAUGAUGAAGCUGACAUUGAUGUGGGAGAGGACGAGGAGUUCAAGCUGGAAGGAGAAGAGGAAGAAACUGGCCCCGCGAAGAUGCACAUAUUACCACUAUAUUCAUUGCUGCCUACAAAAGAACAGCUGCGCGUAUUUGAGCCGCCACCAGAAGGGUCUCGACUAGUUGUUCUCGCGACCAAUGUUGCCGAAACAAGUUUGACUAUUCCUGGUAUUCGCUAUGUUUUUGAUUGUGGCAGAUCAAAAGAACGAAAGUAUGAUAAGAACACUGGCGUCCAAAGUUUUGAAAUCAGCUGGAUUAGCAAAGCUAGUGCAAGUCAACGAGCUGGUCGUGCGGGUCGUACUGGUCCAGGUCAUUGCUAUAGGCUUUACUCCUCAGCUGUCUAUGAAAGAGACUUUGAAGAGUUUGCCGAACCAGAAAUAUUGCGAAUGCCAAUUGAGGGCGUAGUACUGCAAUUGAAAUCGAUGAACCUACAACAUGUAAUCAACUUUCCCUUCCCAACACCCCCAGACCGACAAAGUCUCGCGUCCUCAGAAAAGCUCCUCACAUACCUCUCCGCCAUCUCACCAACUGGCCAAAUCACCUCCACCGGCGCCACAAUGUCAAUCUUCCCACUUUCACCCCGCUUCGCACGUAUCCUCCUCGUAGGCCACCUGCACGACUGUCUCCCCUACACCAUCGCCCUCGUAGCCGGUCUCUCCGCAGCCGACAUCUUCAUCCCCUCCAACCAAGCGAUCCCGCAAAUCGCCGCGCUCGAACCAGACACCUACCUCACAGCCCUCGACCACGCCGAAUCCGAACGCGCCGCCGCCAUCCGCCGGCACUUCAACGCGGUCCAAAAAUCCUUCUGCUUCCUCGACUCCAAAAGCGACGCCAUAAAACUCCUACAGGUAGUCGGCGAAUUCGCCCACGAACCCACAGAAACAUGGUGUAUCUCGCACUUCGUCCGCUUCAAACCCCUCACCGAGAUCCAGAAACUGCGGAAACAAAUCACAGAUCUGCUACGCACCAAUAUCCCCGCUUUCUCAACCUUGGCAUAUCAAGAUAAACUCCCACCACCGACACCGAAACAGGUGAAAGCGCUGAAACAAAUGGUCGCCGCGGGGUUUAUAGAUCACAUCGCCAUACGCGCUGAUCUUGCCCCCGUACCACCGGAAAUGCGAAAAGCAACGCGCGCGAUAGACGUCCCGUAUCUGCCCUUACUCCCAACCCACGCCGACUCACCCUCAGUGUACAUCCACCCCUCCUCUCCACUAUCCCAUCUCUCAACCCGCGAAUGUCCAGAAUACAUAGUGUACUCCUACCUCCAACGAUCCCUCGAAAACCCGCUACAACCAGAGCGCACGCCGAAAACACGUAUGCACGCGCUUACUGAUAUCAGCGGAGCGCAGAUAGCGGCGCUGGCGAAGGGGACGCCGUUGAUUAGUUGGGGGAAACCGAUUAAGGAGGUGAAAGUGUGGGAGGAGGGGAGGAAGAGGGAGGUUUGGUGUGUUCCUACUUUUAGGGCGGAGGGGAUGGGGGGUGUGGGGUGGGCGUUGCCGGCUAGGAAGGUGGUGCAGAGGAGGGAGGGGGGGAGGGGGUGGGUUGUUGAGUAG
This is a messenger RNA of Glarea lozoyensis ATCC 20868, 3624 nucleotides long. Its product is annotated as P-loop containing nucleoside triphosphate hydrolase. The record is from RefSeq and is a predicted model, not a curated record. Bases 1 to 3624 code for a protein of 1207 amino acids. Lineage: Eukaryota; Fungi; Ascomycota; Leotiomycetes; Helotiales; Helotiaceae. Gene Ontology annotation, biological process: maturation of SSU-rRNA from tricistronic rRNA transcript (SSU-rRNA, 5.8S rRNA, LSU-rRNA). Gene Ontology annotation, cellular component: nucleolus; intracellular anatomical structure. Gene Ontology annotation, molecular function: ATP binding; RNA binding. The transcript has a single exon.